AUGGAUCUUGUUCUUAGUGAUAGAGCUUCAAAAGUUAUAGACUCGAAGAAAGCUCGUGAGCAGCCGCAGAAGAGACCCAGAGCAGUGGUGCCUGAAGUUACUGUCUUAUUCUCCAAGAGGUCUGAGCACACUACAAAAUGUAUCAGAACGAGCCUGCAGGCCCCACGCAGACUCGAGGAGCUAGCAGCGCAGAGUCUGCUGAGAGACCCGUGCUUGAACACCUCCACUCUGGAUGAGCUGCCAGGGGAACUCUUCCCCCUGAUGCUUAUGGAGGCCUUCAGCAGCAGGCACUAUGAGAUUCUAUAGGCCAUGGUGUGGACCUGGCCCUUCCCCCGCCUCCCUCUGGGGUCCCUGAUGAAGACACCUCACCUGGAGACCUUGCGAGCUGUGCUGGAGGGACUUGAUUCACUGGUGUACAUGCAGGUUCGCCCCAGGAGGUGGAAACUUCAAGUGCUUGAUUUGGGGAAUGUUGAUGAGAAUUUCUGGACCACGUGGUCUGGACCCAGGGCCCUGUCGUGCUCCCCAGAGGCCACGAGUAAGAGGCAGACAGUGGAGGACCGUCCAAGGACGGGAGAGCGUAAGCUGUUGACAAUGUUCAUACAUGAGCCCUUGAAGGUGUUCAUAGAUGUCGGCCUCAAGGAGAGUACCCUGGAUGAGUGGCUGAGCCACCUCUGUGACUGGAUUCACCACAGAAGAGGUUUAGUACAGCUGUGUUGUCGUAAGGUGCAGAAUUACCCAAUGCCCGCUUUACAAUUCAGAAAAUUAGUGGAAAUGAUAUACCCAGACAGUAUCCAGGAGUUGGAAGUCCAGAGAAAGUGCUCGCUGGAUAGACCACCAGGAAAGUUUGCCCCUUACCUGAGCCAGUUAAGUGAGCUUCACAAAGUCUUGGUAGCCUUCGGUUAUGAUCAUGAGUUAUCCGUGUGCGCCCAACAGCAGUUCAUUCCUGACUUGGAAACUCCAUCCCUCAGCCUGGGCUGCCCUGAGAGUUUUUUAAUAAGAAUGGCCAAUCAUAUCAAUGAACACCAGGACCACCUGCACAGGGAUUUCAAAGAUCUGAUCGAGAGAGCUGGAAACCAUCAUUUUCACUUCUAA
Cebus imitator (Panamanian white-faced capuchin) is the source of this 1092-nucleotide messenger RNA. Its product is annotated as PRAME family member 17-like. Lineage: Eukaryota; Metazoa; Chordata; Mammalia; Primates; Cebidae. Gene Ontology annotation, cellular component: cytoplasm. The transcript has 3 exons. The record is from RefSeq and is a predicted model, not a curated record.